CCCAUUCACAAAAAUGGCAAUCGCGUAUCAAGAAUCUUGAUGCUAUGAGGCUGAUUUUCCCUUUCCUUGUAAUCUGGAUUACCGGGCCUGCCAUCCGUAGGUGUCAUAUCUACGGAUUGAUGGGAUUCAAAAACCAUAGCAAACUUGUCAAAAUUUCGCAAACAUAAUUUAUGUCAUUGCUUUCACUUUCCAAUUGUCCUUCAAAUUCCUUCAAAAUUGUUAAUUGAACCAUUAGAACUUCGAAAUGUAAAAUUGCGAUUUCCAGGAAGGGCACACAAUGUCGCACUUCAAAAAGAAUAUUCUCGAUUCACGUCAGCAGCUUGCCCCAGAAAGGACACUUAAUCGAAAAAUUACAGUUUUUGGUACGGACCCGGUUGGUAUGGCUUGCGCUCACGCUAUCGCGAAUCGAGGAUUGGCGACAGAAAUUUGUAUUCUGGACAAACAAAGCUCAACCUUGACCGGAGAAAUUUUAGAUAUUAAAUUUGGCGCAUACUUCAUGGACAAUAUCAAGAUCAUUGGAACAUACGACUUCGAAAAGUCCAUGGGUUCGGAUAUCAUUAUUAUUGCUUCUGGGGUGACCCGACUGCACGGUGAAUCCCAAGCCGAGUUGUUGGAGCAAAAUCACGAACUAAUCCUCAAAAUUGUCCCAAAAUUAAUGAUCUACAAUAACAAUCCGAUCCUGAUAGUUUUCACCAUACCCAAUAACAUCCUGACGCAUUUAGCAUGGAAGCUAUCAGGCCUAUCAAGCUCUCGAGUAAUUGGUCUUGGCAACAUCCUGUACACGUCCCGUUUGAACAAUAUGAUGGCAGAUCGGUUAGGAGUGAGUCCUUCAGAGGUUUCUACAUGGGUUAUCGGAGAUACUGGUAGUCAUAGCAUUCCAGUAUGGAGCUGUUCUAACGUAGCUGGAGUACGGUUACGAGACAAGUACCCAAAAAUAGGGAAAGAAGGUGAUGGGGACAAUUGGAACAGGUUGCACAGAAAUGCAGUUGAACUAGACGAUACAAUCAGUAGUUCAAAAGGGGCUGCUUGCUGGUCAAAGGCCAUUGUGUGUGCGACUUUAGUUCACGACAUCUUGAACAACACCAGAAAAAUCAGAAACGUGUCCACGUUGGCCAAGGGACACUACGGUAUCAAAAAGAACGUAUUUUUAUCUCUGCCAUGUGUCGUGUCUGCAGAAGGAGUUAAACAUGUUCUGAGGUUACCUCUCGAUGUAGAAGAACAUCAUAAGCUUCAAAAGGCAGCAAAAGAGGCGGACGUUUUUCGACCCGGAAGCGGAUUGCGCCAAAUUAGAUAUUAAUGCGUGUAUUUAUAUAUUUAUACUAUUUUUAAUAUGUAACACUUCCUGUUACUUAGUGGACGUUUAUAGUUGGCCUGAACGUCCUGAAAACUGAUCCGCCAAAUGGUAAUCAUCCGCGAAAAGUCGUGGGGUUUUGAUUCAAAGACCAAGCCAAUGUCCAAUUUGUUAUGAUAAUAAUGGUUCCUUCAAAUUAUAACAAAACUUAUCAAGUAACACUGCAAAUUCGACGUU
Messenger RNA from Hermetia illucens (black soldier fly), 1528 nucleotides. RefSeq names its product L-lactate dehydrogenase-like. The record is from RefSeq and is a predicted model, not a curated record. Gene Ontology annotation, molecular function: oxidoreductase activity, acting on the CH-OH group of donors, NAD or NADP as acceptor. The transcript is spliced from 3 exons. The coding region runs from base 278 to 1297 and encodes 339 amino acids. Lineage: Eukaryota; Metazoa; Arthropoda; Insecta; Diptera; Stratiomyidae. Gene Ontology annotation, biological process: carboxylic acid metabolic process.